Messenger RNA from Glarea lozoyensis ATCC 20868, 1002 nucleotides. Its product is annotated as Protein kinase-like (PK-like). The transcript has a single exon. Gene Ontology annotation, biological process: protein phosphorylation. The record is from RefSeq and is a predicted model, not a curated record. The coding region runs from base 1 to 1002 and encodes 333 amino acids. Lineage: Eukaryota; Fungi; Ascomycota; Leotiomycetes; Helotiales; Helotiaceae. Gene Ontology annotation, molecular function: protein kinase activity; ATP binding.
AUGGACGAUUCUUUCAGCCAGAAAGUUCUACGCCUUCGCAAUGAGUGGGCUGUUACACGCCAAUCCUCCAACCUAUUCCCACCUGUUGGCAAAUCUGUCAUCGAUAUACAUGUCGAGCGCGGCGACAAGCCAUACAUGAUCUUGUGGUACGAGGAUUGCAUCAAAGCCGAUGGUUCUAAGAAAGAGCAAUGUGUUCGUCUAUAUAACGUUCCGGGCACGCUCUCCGGCAAUAUUCUUCAACUGAAACAGAACGUGCCUGCAAUCGCUGGACACUUCGAGAUCGAUGGCAAUGUGAUCAACCAACUCGACCACCCGCUAAAGCCUCCUUUGCCUAUUAAGGAUGAUUUUGAGAAUCUCAAUGAUUUUCUUGAGCAACUGCCAAUCUUAGAUAACGAUCAACUUAAACACUUUGUCAAGAAGUGUAGAUACCGGAGCGAGAUCUUCAAUCUACUCAAAUGCCAGGGUGGAUCAGUGCCAGGAAUUCCAAAGUCACCACAUUUGACUCGACUUUUAGGCAGGACUGACACUGGAGAGUUGGUUUUUCAGAAGCUUUGGACUGCCCAGCAGACAAUACCUCGGGUUUCUUCGCUUGCCAGUUUCAAAAGCUGGAUUCUUGAUUUAAUUGACGCUUUGAUUUGUCUGCAUUCGCUUGGGAUUGUCCACCGCGACCUUCGUCUUGAUAAUUGUCUUUUUUCUCCAGAUGGCACCCGUCUUAUUCUGUGCGAUCUUGAAAGUAAAUAUGGACAACGGUCCCCACCUGAGAUUGGUAGCAAGGGAUUGGAUGAUGAUUGUUGGAGCUUUGAAUCUGAUGUUUACUGCAUUGGUGAUUGCAUCAAGUGUAUGGUAUAUUCGAAUUCGCCCCUUACAGCGUAUGUGGAUUGGACAGUGCCUGAACCUUUGCAAGUCAUUGUCACUGCGUGUACUCAACUUUCGCCAGCGGAGCGACCAUCGCUAGCAGCUCUUCGCGGCAUGGUAGAAAGUGUCUCGGUAAACACACUUUGA